GAAAUUUGUUUUGGGGAAACGCAUGUUGCACAAACUCACUGCUUCUGCUUUCUCUUGUCUUUUCCCUUUUCCCUCUUCCAGACCAGGAUGAGAGAGCAGCGGAGCUCAGCAGGGAGCAGAACGAGAAGACCAUUCGCAGCACGCAGACAGCUCUCCGCAAUUUCCGAGAGUUCCUCAUCUCCAAGUACCCCUCUGAGACCCGGGAGAUCUACGUCAUCCCCUGCAAAGAGCUUGAUGCCUACCUUGCUUCCUUCUUUGUGGAUGCCAGACAAAAGGAUGGGUCUGAAUACGAGCCAAAUAGUCUGGCCAACUAUCAGUGUGGGUUGGAGCGGUAUCUCAAAGAGCACAGGUAUGGAUACAGUAUUACAAGGGAUAAGGAGUUCAAGAGGUCCCAGGAAGCUCUAAAGCAAAAGCAGAUAGAGCUGAGGUGUAAAGGAAAAGGAAACAAGCCACACAAAUCCAUGAAGCUCACCUUUGCUGAUGAGCUUAUCCUGCGCAAAAGGGGCUUGUUGCGGCGUUUUUUGAACCUUGUCUGGCUAAACAACACCAAGGCGUUUGGACACUGCACGGGUUUCCAUGGGUCCACCCUCAAGUGGGGAGACAUCCGGCUGCGGGUGACAGAGACAGGGUUGGAGUACCUGGAGUGGAUGGGGCCCGACAACGGAGAUGUCAGCGCCAAGAGCAAGAGAGGCGGGACGGACUCCCGGGUGUACGCCACCCAGCACUCCCCACAGACCUGCCCUGUGCAAGACUACAAGGAGUAUGCCCAGAGGCGGCCUCCAGCCAUGCGCUACGAGGACGCGCCUUUUUACCUGUCCAUCAAACCCGUCGUCAACUUGGCCGCGCUUCACUGGUACAAUUGCCAAGCCCUGGGGAAAAACAAGCUUGCCAAGAUGGUAAAGACGAUGUGCGAGAAAGGCAACAUCCCGGGCAGGAAAACCAACUUCAGCGUCUACCAGAGCUGUAGCACCCUCUCAGAAGCGCAGAGCAACCAGCUGGUGCUGAUCUGCAAUAACUUGAGCCAGCAGGCUGCCCAGUCCAUGGCGAGCCAUUCCAAUACUGGCAACUUCAUAGUGUCAGCAUCCUAUGACUCUUCCUCUGACACGGCUUGA
Molecule: messenger RNA, 1112 nt
Organism: Fulmarus glacialis (Northern fulmar)
Lineage: Eukaryota; Metazoa; Chordata; Aves; Procellariiformes; Procellariidae
Exons: 1
Source: RefSeq, a predicted model, not a curated record